CAUUGCUGAUCAAAAGUUCCUAACUUUCUCGUCAACUUGCAGCGGUGAGGGUCGGCUCAUAUGAGAUGACACACGCUCUGGUGGCUCACGGUGCAUGGGUGGAGCAGGUUUGCCAGAAGAGGUGGACGGCCGUGCAUGAAGCAGCCAAAGUCGGCAACGCUGACAUCCUGAUGCUGCUGCUGAGGAACGGCGGGCGGGUAAACCAGAAAGACGUGUCGGGGGUGACACCGCUCGCUGUGGCCGCAGAGCACGGACAUUUCCACAUCGCUGAGAUUCUGCUGAACUGCGGCAGCACAGUGAACUCUCAGGCCUUAAAUGGGGAAAGUGUCCUGUUGGAUGCAGCCGGGUCAGGAAACACUGCCUGCAUUCAGUUGCUGCUGGACAACGGAGCCAACCCCGACCUGCCCAGCAUCACUGGACACCUGCCCAUCCACAAGGCAGCAUAUGCCGGACACUAUGAUGCUCUGAAAAUGCUGAUACCUCUGACAACUAAGAAAGCCAUCAAGGAAGCGGGCCAGAGCCCAGUCCACUCAGCAGCGGAGGGUGGCCAGAGACGCUGCCUGCAGCUCCUGCUGGCCUGCGGCUUUGAUGUCAACUACCGUAUGAGCACCAGAAACUCCGAAAACUACCGGGACAUGAGGAGGAGUGCCUUGUACUGUGCCGUUUCCAACGGGGACGUUGACUCCACCAAAGUCCUUCUGGUGGCCGGAGCGAGGACGAACCUGGACCCGCUGUGCUGCCUCCUGGUGGCAGUCAGGUCCGGGCGCUGUGAGAUUGUCAAGUUGCUGCUGGCAGCCAAAGCAGACGUAAACUGCUACUUCACGGUGGUGAGCGACACAGUGUUUCCUACGGCAUUACAGUACUGCCUGAAGGAUGAGGUGAUGAUGAGGAUGCUGCUCAACAAUGGUUACAAAGUGGAGAGGUGCUUUCACUGUCACCACGACACCAGUUUUAAGGCUACUGACGAUGUGGAUGGGAAAAUACCAUUCUGUGAAUUCAUGAGUCUCUGCUGUCUAAUGCAUCUGUCCGGGAACGUGGUCCGGAUUCUGCUCGACUACGUCAGCCACGUCCACAUCUGCUCCAAGCUCACACUCAUCCUGGAGAAACAGAGAGAGUGGCCUGAAAUAUGUGAAAUCCUCAGCAGUCCUCGCUUCCUCAGGCACCUGUGCAGACUCGUGAUUAGGAGGAGUUUGACACUGAAGAGACUCAAUAAUCCUGAAAUCAUGAACUCACAUGUUUUCCCUCCCCGACUGAAGAGCUUCAUACUGUACCAGGAACUUGAUCUCUACAAUCAGGACCCUGAACACAUCAUAUAAGAACCGCUUAUUUUCAGGGGAUGUAACUAUUCUACUAUUAUUAUAUGAUAUAUACUAUAUUAUACUUUGUAUAUUUGAAAUGUGAGUAUUGUGACAGAGUUAUCUGUGACGCUUUUACAGAAAAUGUAAAUAUCAAAAGCAAACUGGUGUUUUUGGAAACAUUUCAGGUCAUGUGCUGCAUGUGCCCAUAUUAUUGAUUUCAAUGGAUUUGUAAUAUAAAACUGAUCAAAACAUGUGGUUCUUCUUUUUCCUAUAAGAGUCCAAGAUAAUGUUGAUCAGUUCAUCACCCUCCAGGAUAUUUCAAUUUACUUUAGUAGUUUAUUUGCCUCAGUACCACCAACACCAUCAUGCGACCACAAAUAUUUACUUAUGCACCAAAUUUGGAUUAAUAAACCAUUAAAAAUAGUCUAUUGUUAAUGUACAAUUUCCUCAUCUUAAAGGAACAAUUGCAAAUAAACUUCAGUGAUCAGUUUUUUUAAAAUAUUAAGUCGUCAUUAGGUCCCAUUGAGCCACAACAUCUUUUUAAGGAGGUCAGAAAGAUUUGAAAAGCAAAUCAAAACUUUGUUGGUUUUCAUAGGAUUUGCUGACAAGAAGAAAAACAUUGAAAAAAGUAAAAAAAAGUUGUGUUUUACUUUGUUAGCCAUUUGAAUGAAGGUUUCCUUGAACAAUGUAAGUUUAUGUCAGUCUCUCUGUGUAUGACCUGUCAGCUGCAAUCUUUUUGGUUUCAGUGCUGAUUGCAGGAAGUCCAUGCUCAUCAGCAAUGAUUAUUGGUUAUGGAAAUCUGGAGCUUUUAAUUCAGUGAAAUUAUUUUCCACCAGUUAAAAAAUAAGUGCUGAAGGCUUAGUGUAUUUUUUAAUAUAUAAAGUACUUUCUAUGUAGUGCAGGUCUGACAUUUUAAUUGUGACACAUUCUGUCAGUCAAGUCGUCAGUCAUUUCAUUUCUCAGGACUUUAUUAUUUAAACUGCUUCUCUUCGACUUGUUGUCUAACAGCAUGUGGACU
Messenger RNA from Platichthys flesus (European flounder), 2316 nucleotides. RefSeq names its product ankyrin repeat and SOCS box containing 15a (gene asb15a). Bases 66 to 1316 code for a protein of 416 amino acids. The record is from RefSeq and is a predicted model, not a curated record. Lineage: Eukaryota; Metazoa; Chordata; Actinopteri; Pleuronectiformes; Pleuronectidae. The transcript has 5 exons. Gene Ontology annotation, molecular function: protein binding. Gene Ontology annotation, biological process: intracellular signal transduction.